This is a messenger RNA of Fusarium subglutinans, 765 nucleotides long. RefSeq lists its product as uncharacterized. Bases 1 to 765 code for a protein of 254 amino acids. NCBI's taxonomy places the organism in Eukaryota, Fungi, Ascomycota, Sordariomycetes, Hypocreales, Nectriaceae. The record is from RefSeq and is a predicted model, not a curated record. The transcript has a single exon.
AUGUCCGAAAUUAUCGAAGAAACGAUGGAUCAGAUCUGGCAGAUCCGGCGUGGGACCAAGCUGGAACCGGGAGGGAGGAAGAACCCUGAUAACUUCCACCACUAUCGCAGAUGGGGCUUUAAUAUCUAUCGAACCUACUAUGGCAAAGAGUCUGAUAAGCAUUGGCAAUCGCUCCUAUACUCUUUGAGGCAUCAGACUAAGCUGGCAUUUGGAGGCUUUGAGGACGACGAGGAAGUAGACCAAGAUGAUAGGCGACGGGUUCAGGAACUAUUUCAUCUGGAUGUUCGGGAGGAUCCCGCUCGGCUGGAUGGUCUCGAUGUUCGAGGUCUUCGGGAAUUCUGCAACGCCGAAAAGCUCAAAGAGACUGAACUUGUCGAGAAAGGCAACCGGAAACUCCGCGUGAGCACGAGGCCGGACGAGAGUCGAGCUAUGGCAGAUUAUCUAUUCAGUUAUAUCUUAGUCGCUGAUGAAGCUGUUUUGAAAGACAUAGAAAAUGGUGAAUUUAUCGUUAAAGCUAUCUCAUUGUCGUGGGAUGGUCACUCCGGAUACGGAUGGGUUCGGAUCCCGACGGGCUAUCUGUUGGAGUUGUGGACAUUUCUGAUGUGGAAUAAAUACCGAACCGAGUUCUGCAUUAGCUUCCGAGGAUCUGAAGAAGAUCUUGCGAACAGUGUCUGGCCUGGAGACGUGGGACUUGACGGUACUGGACGUUGCUCGGAAAUUCGGAGGCGGCGUCACUACAGGAACCAGGAUGAUGAGAUGUACUAA